Molecule: messenger RNA, 3033 nt
Organism: Hyaena hyaena (striped hyena)
Lineage: Eukaryota; Metazoa; Chordata; Mammalia; Carnivora; Hyaenidae
Gene: CHDH
Product: choline dehydrogenase
Exons: 8
Coding region: 196-1980 (594 amino acids)
Cellular component (GO): mitochondrial inner membrane
Molecular function (GO): choline dehydrogenase activity; flavin adenine dinucleotide binding
Source: RefSeq, a predicted model, not a curated record
CCCGGGCCGAACCGCCCGCUCGCGGUUCCCCUCCAGGCCGCUGAGAGCGCGCGGUGCGCGGGCGCCGCCAGUUAAAGGGUAGCGGGGCGAGCGCCCGGACGCCGCCGCUCCGCCGCAGCUCCCCGGUCCCAGCUGCCAAGGGAACGGUGAAUCAUCCCACUCCUUUCGGUGGAGGCAAGGAUUUGGGCAGGAAGCAUGUGGGGCGUCCUACGAGGCUGGAGGAGAGGCCCUCUGGGCGCAUGGGGAGCCCUGGGGUGGCAGCGGCCCCCCAGCGUCCGCGCCCUGGCCAGCGUGGGCUCCGGGACGCGGGACGAGUACAGUCACGUGGUGGUGGGUGCGGGCUCGGCGGGCUGCGUGCUGGCCGGGCGGCUCACCGAGGAUGCGGACAAGCGUGUGCUGCUGCUGGAGGCCGGGCCCAAGGACGUGCUCGCUGGGAGCAAGCGGCUCUCGUGGAAGAUCCACAUGCCCGCGGCCCUUGUGGCCAACCUGUGCGAUGACAGGUACAACUGGUGCUACCACACGGAGCCACAGCCGGGCCUCGACGGCCGCGUGCUGUACUGGCCGCGCGGCCGGGUCUGGGGCGGCUCGUCAUCGCUCAACGCCAUGGUCUACAUCCGCGGGCACGCAGAGGACUACAACCGCUGGCAGCGGGAGGGCGCGGCCGGCUGGGACUACGAGCACUGCCUGCCCUACUUCCGCAAGGCGCAGAGCCACGAACUGGGCGCCAACAGGUACCGUGGUGGUGACGGGCCGCUGCACGUGUCCCGGGGCAAGACCAACCACGCGCUGCACCGCGCCUUCCUGGAGGCGGCGCAGCAGGCCGGCUACCCCCUCACCGAGGACAUGAACGGCUUCCAGCAAGAAGGCUUCGGAUGGAUGGAUAUGACCAUCCAUCAAGGCCAGCGCUGGAGCACAGCUUGUGCUUACCUGCACCCGGCACUGAGCCGCCCCAACCUCACCGCCGAGGCCCAGACGUUCGUGAGCAGGGUACUGUUUGAAGGCACCCGUGCGGUGGGUGUGGAGUACAUCAAGAAUGGCCAGAGCCACCGGGCUUAUGCCGGCAAAGAGGUGAUUCUGAGCGGGGGCGCCAUCAACUCUCCGCAGUUGCUCAUGCUCUCGGGUGUCGGCAAUGCAGAUGACCUCAGGAAACUGGGUGUCCCGGUGGUAUGCCACCUUCCCGGAGUUGGCCAGAACCUUCAGGACCACCUGGAGAUCUACGUCCAGCAGGCGUGCACCCUCCCCAUCACCCUCCAUUCAGCGCAGAAGCCCUUGAGGAAGGUCCGGAUUGGUCUAGAGUGGCUCUGGAAGUUCACAGGGGAUGGAGCCACAGCCCAUCUGGAAACAGGUGGGUUCAUCCGGAGCCAGCCUGGGGUCCCUCACCCAGACAUCCAGUUCCAUUUCCUGCCAUCCCAGGUGAUCGACCAUGGGCGGGUCCCCACCCAGCAGGAAGCAUACCAGGUGCAUGUGGGGACCAUGCGGGGCACCAGUGUGGGCUGGCUCAAACUGAGAAGUGCCAACCCCCGGGACCACCCUGUGAUUCAACCCAACUACUUGUCAACAGAAACCGACAUUAAGGACUUCCGACAGUGUGUGAAGCUAACCAGAGAAAUUUUUGCCCAGAAAGCCCUGGAACCGUUCCGGGGGAAAGAGCUCCAGCCAGGAAGCCACGUGCAGUCAGAUAAAGAGAUAGAUGCAUUUGUGCGGGCGAAAGCGGACAGCGCCUACCACCCCUCGUGCACCUGUAAGAUGGGCCAGCCCUCUGACCCCACUGCCGUGGUGGACCCACAGACCAGGGUGCUUGGAGUGGAAAACCUCAGGGUGGUCGACGCCUCCAUCAUGCCCAGUGUGGUCAGCGGCAACCUUAACGCCCCCACCAUCAUGAUCGCAGAGAAAGCAGCCGACAUCAUCAAGGGGCAGCCUGCGCUCUGGGACAAGGACGUCCCCGUCUAUAAGCCCGGGAGCCUGGCCACCCAGCGCUGAGGCAGUCACUGCCUGAGAAGCCUCCUGACAAGCCAAGAGGGUCAGAACAGUCCCUGCCCUCAGUGCCCCUGCCUGAAACUGUCUAGAAUGUUAGGAUUCGAUGGCUGAGAAUGGGUAAUCUCGUAGGGUGGGAGAUCGGUAUCAGAACAACGAAGCAGGGUUCUUUUCCCCAGCAUUUUCCUGUGGGCCCCUCCCCCUGCCUCCUGAAGAGACAGCAGAGGGGACCAGGGGGCAGGCCAGUGGAAGAGGAUGGCUAACUCCUGCCAUGGGCCUUGUCUCAAUAGUCCAGGUCUUGGUCGGACUUGAGGGACGUGGUUCUCUCCUAGACCUCCCUCUUAAUUAAGGUGAGCUGCUCCCAGAGCAGGGUGCUGUGCCCAGAGGCUGGGUGCUGGCUAGACCAUACCGGGUUCUCAGGGUAGGGGGCAUCCCCUGUCUCAGGCUGCAUGCUGUAGCUGAGGGGUGUGCAUAAGCCUCCAGCAUCCCUAUUCAGACGGCAAGCUGCCUGCCGGGACAAACACGGGCCUCCCUUGCGCUUCUCGAUGCCACUUCCUGUUGGGUCACUCUGAGGGCCCACCUCUCCAGUGCUCUGGGUCUUACUAAACACAGCCCGCUGGGAAGAUUUCUGGACCUUGUUCAAAAGAAGCUUCCAGAGAGUCUCUUCACUACCCUAGGUUUCAUGAUUUAGCAUUUUAAAAGAUUUUCCUGUUACCAGGGAAACCUAGAAACCCAGAGCAGACCCUACAGACCAGACCGUUGCUCCACGCCAAGGCAGCAAGCCUGAGAGGACCCUUUCCUGUCACCCUGGGGAAGCGACUCACAGCAGACAAGGCCGGCCGAUUCGUAUUCCGCAGGCAUCCACAGGAACUGACCGGGAUGGAGCCGAGGCUGAUGGAAAAAGCGGUCAGGUCACGCUAGGUACCUGAUCCUGUAAAAGUGCAAUUGAGUGAAGGAAAAAAAAUCAAUUGGCAAAGAUUUGAGUUUCCGGGGAGGAGGGAGAAACAGAUACCAGAAGCAUUUAAAACAGCUCUUUGAUCUUUAAAAUUCUAUAAUCCA